Ixodes scapularis (black-legged tick) is the source of this 705-nucleotide messenger RNA. RefSeq names its product lysosomal Pro-X carboxypeptidase-like. Gene Ontology annotation, biological process: proteolysis. Lineage: Eukaryota; Metazoa; Arthropoda; Arachnida; Ixodida; Ixodidae. The coding region runs from base 1 to 705 and encodes 234 amino acids. Gene Ontology annotation, molecular function: dipeptidyl-peptidase activity; serine-type exopeptidase activity. The transcript has 4 exons. The record is from RefSeq and is a predicted model, not a curated record.
AUGGGCUUCUUCUAUGAAUGGAUGCGCGAGACGUACAUUCGUCUGGCAAUGUUCAACUACAAGGAGCCUGCAAGGCGCGUCACACUGCUGCCGCGGUAUCCUCUCGGGGAAGCGUGCGACAUUUUGACCGAGGCAUAUGACGACGAUUCCCUUGUCGAGGCCGUGUUCAAAGUUGCCAACAUGUUCUACAACCAUACGGGUGACCUCGUCUGCUUCAAUAUACUACACUAUUUUAAAGAAAACCCCGUUUGGAAUUUUCAGAUGUGCACAGAGCUGGUGACUACGCAGUGCAGCAAUGGAGAUGCCGACAUGCUCUACGUUCGCCAGUGGAACCUCAAGAAAAUACGCGAAAACUGUGAGAAGCUGUAUAAAGUCAAGCCGCAGCCGAGAAAGCUGUAUACCGAGUACGGCACCCGUUUCUGGAACUCUUCCAACAUAAUAUUCAGCAAUGGAGAGUUUGACCCGUGGACUUCCUUAGGAUACCUUUCGCCCAAGACGGAGACCGUGAUCCCCAUCCUGAUUGGCGAAUCGGCUCACCAAGAAGACCUCGCCUUUGGGGCGCCUGCGGACCGCCACGACUUGACUCGUGCCCGGGAGCAAGAGAGGAGGCACGUCCGGAAGUGGAUCGAGGAAGCGGAAAGGAAGGAAGACACUACCCUCAUCUUCGAUCCCGAAUUGAACAAACUUGACAGAGAUGAGUUCUAA